Drosophila yakuba is the source of this 1670-nucleotide messenger RNA. Its product is annotated as actin-42A. Gene Ontology annotation, biological process: mitotic cytokinesis. NCBI's taxonomy places the organism in Eukaryota, Metazoa, Arthropoda, Insecta, Diptera, Drosophilidae. Bases 181 to 1311 code for a protein of 376 amino acids. The record is from RefSeq and is a predicted model, not a curated record. The transcript has 2 exons.
UCAUAAUUUCGCUGUAGUUUACGGUCACACUACUUUUCAACCACUUUACUAUACUUUGAAAAAGUAGGCGUCGGUCAAUUCAAUCUUAAAGCGUCUGUCAUCGUGCAAAGUGUGCGCAGCAGAUAACUAGAAAAUACUCCUACAUAUUUCCAUAAGAGAUCCAAAUAAAAUUUCUGCAAAAUGUGUGACGAAGAUGUUGCAGCUUUAGUGGUCGACAACGGAUCCGGCAUGUGCAAAGCCGGCUUUGCCGGUGAUGACGCACCGCGUGCCGUCUUUCCUUCCAUUGUUGGCCGUCCACGUCACCAAGGCGUAAUGGUUGGAAUGGGCCAGAAGGACUCUUAUGUCGGCGAUGAGGCGCAGAGCAAACGAGGUAUCCUUACCCUAAAGUACCCCAUCGAGCACGGUAUCGUGACCAACUGGGACGACAUGGAGAAGAUCUGGCAUCACACGUUCUACAACGAGCUCCGCGUUGCCCCAGAGGAGCACCCUGUCUUGCUUACCGAAGCUCCUUUGAACCCCAAGGCCAACAGAGAGAAAAUGACCCAGAUUAUGUUUGAAACCUUUAACACCCCGGCCAUGUAUGUUGCCAUCCAGGCGGUGUUAUCUUUGUACGCCUCCGGCCGCACCACCGGUAUCGUGCUAGACUCAGGCGAUGGUGUCUCCCACACUGUGCCCAUUUAUGAGGGAUACGCCCUGCCGCACGCCAUCCUCCGUUUGGAUCUAGCCGGUCGCGAUUUAACCGACUACCUGAUGAAGAUUCUCACUGAGCGCGGGUACAGCUUUACUACCACCGCUGAGCGUGAAAUUGUGCGCGACAUCAAGGAGAAGCUAUGCUACGUGGCUUUGGAUUUCGAGCAGGAAAUGGCCACAGCCGCUUCCAGCUCGUCUCUGGAGAAGUCGUACGAGUUGCCCGACGGACAGGUCAUCACCAUAGGAAAUGAGCGAUUCCGCUGCCCCGAGUCGCUAUUCCAGCCCUCGUUCCUCGGCAUGGAGGCCUGUGGCAUUCACGAGACCACCUACAACUCCAUCAUGAAGUGUGACGUUGACAUCCGCAAGGAUCUGUACGCCAACACUGUGCUGUCUGGCGGUACAACCAUGUACCCGGGAAUUGCUGACCGCAUGCAGAAGGAAAUCACUGCAUUGGCUCCGUCCACCAUGAAGAUUAAGAUUGUCGCCCCGCCAGAACGCAAGUACUCUGUUUGGAUCGGCGGCUCCAUCCUCGCUUCGCUUUCCACUUUCCAGCAGAUGUGGAUCUCGAAACAGGAGUACGACGAGUCUGGCCCCUCCAUUGUUCACCGCAAGUGCUUCUAAGCAGGAGUCGGGCUGGGCGUGGUCGUUCCUCAUCGAACACACCCAUUGCAGACAACGAGUCAGAAGUAUUGGGCAUGAGUACAUUAAUACCGGGAGCAGGCGCACAACACUUCCACUCCUUUCGGAAGAAUGCAUUCCAUUUACUUUUAUACACAAUUGCACGCGACGCAUAAGCAAACCAUAUUGUGUUCUAUUCAAAAUCCAAGUUCAUAUGCACAUGAGCAUUUAUAAAACCGAUUCAUGUUUGGCAUUUCCAUUAAUUCCAUGCAUUCCUACAUAUGUAUUAAAAGCAAACUUACCAUACCACUAAAAUACUUGCAACCGCUUCUUAAUAAUAAAGCGAAGAAAAGAACUGAAAA